Impatiens glandulifera is the source of this 978-nucleotide messenger RNA. RefSeq names its product gamma-glutamylcyclotransferase 2-3. Gene Ontology annotation, molecular function: gamma-glutamylcyclotransferase activity; glutathione specific gamma-glutamylcyclotransferase activity. The transcript is spliced from 8 exons. Gene Ontology annotation, cellular component: cytoplasm. The coding region runs from base 212 to 769 and encodes 185 amino acids. Gene Ontology annotation, biological process: glutathione catabolic process. The record is from RefSeq and is a predicted model, not a curated record. NCBI's taxonomy places the organism in Eukaryota, Viridiplantae, Streptophyta, Magnoliopsida, Ericales, Balsaminaceae.
GAAAAUGAAGAUUCAAGUAUAGAGAUUCGAACAAAUUGACCCAUUGGUUUCUUCGUUCUUGUACAACCAACCAAUUAGGUCUCUUCUCAGAUCACUGCGGCGGCGGCUGAACCAGGGGAAUCUUCUCCUUUUCCCCACUGUCUCUCUUUCUCCCAGGUUUCCACUUUGUUAAGGGAGGAGGAGGAGGAGGAGGAGACGACAGAAAGGAAACAUGGUCAUGUGGGUGUUCGGUUACGGGUCUUUGAUAUGGAAGGCCGGUUUCAACUACGAUGAUCGGGUUUUUGGCUGCAUCAAAUCCUAUCGACGCGUCUUCUACCAAGGUAGUACUGAUCACAGAGGAACUCCAGAAUACCCUGGAAGAACAGUUACUUUAGAGUCUGCAGAUGGAGAUGUUUGCUGGGGUGUUGCCUAUAAGAUCUUAAAGAAGGAAGAUCAAGAAGUUGCUCUAACUUACCUAGGAGUAAGGGAGAAACAAUAUGACCAGAAGGCUUACGUUGAUUUCUUCCUAGACGAUAAUGAUUCAAAACCAGCUAUAUCUGAUGUCAUGGUAUUUAUAGCGUCUCCAGACAAGAAGCAUAAUCCGAACUACUUGGGCCCUGCACCCGUUGAAGAAAUUGCCAAGCAAAUUGCUAGCUCGGAAGGGCCAUCGGGUCCCAACAAAGAUUACCUAUUUCACCUGGAAGAAUCCCUGAAGAGCUAUGGAUGUGAGGACAAACAUGUAAUGGAGCUGGCUGAUGAAGUGAGACGCCUCCUAUCCGAAAAGCUGUAAGAAUUGCAUGAACUGGAAAUGGAAAUGGAAAAGAUUUAAUAUUGAGUGUGGUAUUUAAAUGCAAACAACCCGAUCAAAUAUAGGUGCAAUGUUGGCUUUCGGGUACCGAUUAUAUGUAGAUGAAUUGUAACAUUUAUAUUCAGUUAUAUUUUAAUGAACAUGUUGCAAUGCAUAGUUUAAGCCAAUAAGCAAUCUAGGGUUAUCUUAUU